Gadus macrocephalus (Pacific cod) is the source of this 2225-nucleotide messenger RNA. RefSeq lists its product as uncharacterized. Lineage: Eukaryota; Metazoa; Chordata; Actinopteri; Gadiformes; Gadidae. The record is from RefSeq and is a predicted model, not a curated record. Bases 1 to 1476 code for a protein of 491 amino acids. The transcript has 8 exons.
AUGGCUCCAGGAGGCGAUGGCUCCAGGAGGCGAUGGCUCCAGGAGGCGAUGGGCGGUUUGCCCGCGCUGCAGAGCGACCCAGCCGACUGGGGCCCCGUGGCCUCCUGGGAGGUGGUCCCGCAUGACCCCAGGACCCCAGGACAGGUCCCCGUCCUGAAGACCUCUGAGGACCCACACAUAGAGCUGCUCUAUGUGGGGUCCAUAGAUCUGCUCUAUGGACCCCACAUAGAGCUGCUCUAUGGACCCCACAUAGAGCAGCUCUACGUGGGGUCUAUAGAGCAGCUCUAUGUGGGGUCUAUAGAGCCGCUCUACGUGGGGUCUAUAGAGCCGCUCUACGUGGGGUCUAUAGAGCCGCUCUACGUGGGGGUCUAUAGAGUAGCUCUACAGCAGCUCUACGUGGGGUCUAUAGAGCAGCUCUACGUGGGGUCUAUAGAGCAGCUCUACGUGGGGUCUAUAGAGCAGCUCUACGUGGGGUCUAUAGAGCAGCUCUAUGUGGGGUCUAUAGAGCAGCUCUACGUGGGGUCUAUAGAGCAGCUCUACGUGGGGUCUAUAGAGCAGCUCUACGUGGGGUCUAUAGAGCCGCUCUACGUGGGGUCUAUAGAGCAGCUCUACGUGGGGUCUAUAGAGCAGCUCUGCGUGGGUCCUCACAGCGGGGUCCUCGGCCCUCGGCCUGCUCCUCUUCAUCACUCUGCUCCUCAUGAUUUUUCACUACAAACCAAGGCUAUUCAGGAGCAAACCACUUCCCGACCCGUCCAAAUACUUCCAGGGUCGGUGCUCUCUCCCUGGACCCGGCCUGAAGACGUGGCUGAACCCCCACUCCUCCUCCAGGCUGUGCUUCAGCUCCUUCAGCCCCGACUCCUUCUCCCCGGUGGCGUAUCUCCCCCCCCUCCCUCCUCUGCCCCCCUGCUCCGCCCUCUCUGCUCCGGCUCCCCCGGUCAGUACCCUCCCCCCUUCUCCUACGUCUCCUCCUCCCCCUCCUCCCCCUCCUCCCCCUCCUCCUCCUCCUCCUCCUCCUCCUCCUCCUCCGACCCCCCCUCCUCCUCCUGUUUCUCUAACCUGACCUACGCCCCUGACGACGGUUCCCCUGACGACGGCCCCCCGGUGACGACCCCCACGCGGGAGCCCCAUCUGCUCCGCCUUCAGCCGCUCCACCUCGGGCCCUUCACUCCGGCCCCGGCCGCCUACCAGCCCCCCCUGCACCCCCCCACGGAGCCACAGAGCCCCGACUCAGGGAUCAGCGUGGGGCCCCAGUACCUGCCGGAGGAGGGGCGGGCCGGAGGCUGGGAGGAGCAGGGGGGGGUGAGGGAGGAGGAGGGGGGGAAAUGUUUGAACUCUUUGUGGGAGCAGGGCCUGAGCCGCGUCUUCCUCCUGGCCGCUCGGAGCUCCCCAGGGGCUCCGCCCUCGACCACGCCCUCCCCCCCAAGCCAACCCCCUUGGCCCUGGAGCCCCCCCCCCCCUGGACGAGGAGGAGGGUGAUUAUGAUGCUUAUGAGGAGGAGUACGACCUGAUGCCAGUAGGGGGCGCCAUGGGCCGGUCCAGCUCCAUGCCGGUGGAGCCCAGCAGUGGGUACCAUACCCUCAAAGACCUGCAGACCACCUACAGCAGCGUCUCCAUCUGACGGGGAGCGGCCACAGCGCCACCUGCUGGUACAGGCCCGGUACAGCUUGAUUUAAUAUGCAUAAACGCCGCCAUUUUAGAAGUAAUUGUAAUUGGUAUUUUAGGAUUUGACGUGACUACAACUCUCUCUUGGAAAAUGGCAGAACAAGUCCGACUGAGUGAGUCAUGUCAUGUGCUGUAUAUUUGCUACUUCAAAUCAAAAGUACUUUUCUUGUAGAAUUCAACGCAUUAAAGAUUACACAUAUAGCCACAAAGUGAGGAUCAUCUACACUCAACCUGUCCCUGUCUAUGACUCAGCUUAAUCGCUGGGGAAUUCUUUCUUUACUCCUUAAAGCAAGAAAUCGUUCGAGUUUAUUUUAUAAAAUGGUCAAAAAUGUCAUAUUUUUAUUGUUAUCUGUGAUUUGUUUAUAUGUGAUGAACAUUAAAUGUGAUGAUUCUAUCAAUUAUUUAGUUUAAGAAACAUGCGUUAAUCAUGUAUGGCAAUACUGGUCUUUCGUUUAUGUUAUUUGAUCAAUCUAUUUUUAGGAAUGAUUUGUUAAUUCAAAAUGUAGCUUUUAUAUUUAGAUUUAAAAACAGCCAACCAAAUAAAAAUAAUGUAUUGAUUGCAA